AUGUUUUCAGACUCCAACCUGAAAUCCGGCUAAUGGUCUAUGUUAUUUCUACGCUCAUAAUUCGAAUUGUCGUCGAGUUUGUUGAAGUUCGUCAAACGCCUCAUACCAGCCUUGAGCCGAUCAAUCCUCAACCAUCAUCUCAAUGAACUAUAAUCUCCAGCUGUCGUCUUCUUGCCUUAUCCAGACGACUACAACAUCAAUUCUUUAGAGUAAAGUAAGCGCUUUUCUCUACUCUAUCUGCAUCAUUCGCCGACCAAUCGUUGAUGGGUCACUACUGAUGCAUGAUUUGUCAUACCCAGGCUGACUUAGGGCUUUAGCGUAUGAACUUGGUUGUCCAUACACUCAAUGGUCUCUCAAGCACAAUAACCACGAACUUGGAUACAUCUCAUGGGCACCUGCUGUUGGCUCUAACGCGGUCACUCAUUUUGCAAGGGCCAUAUGCGCUUGUCGUUGACGAUACUUCUUACAGAUAAGAGACGAGUCAUACAUUCUGACUGACCUCUUAUCCACUUUCCUUCUAGUCUCCCGAAGGAAGAGUUAAGAAAGGCUUUAUUUUCCCCAAUAUCAUUCGCAAAGUGCGAUUAGUCCGCCAGGAAGUUCUGCCAAGAACUUGCAGCCUGGCCACUUUGUAAUCAUGCCACAGAAGGAUGUUGCCGCAUCUUUUACCAAUUACCUCAGAAAGGCUUCCAAACUCCGCUGUCCGAUCCCAGGUUGUGAUGAUGAGUUCCCUGAUAUUGAAGACAGAAUACGAUCACAUCUACAGUCACGCCACCCUAGUCUCAUAGAAGGCAGAGAUAUAACUCGGGUCAUUCAACAAGUUAAGAAGGGAGAUCUUGAAGCGCUUAGGUUACUGGACUCAGAUAAUGAUGUUGACCCUAAUAAAAGACGUAAAUCCCCAUCUGGCUCGUCAAUAAAGGGCCGAGCUAGGUCUACAAGUCCACCAAGACGAUCUAGAGCUCGCGUUACAUCAGGUCCUACCGACAAUAAUGAUUUUAGCAGACCCACUCAAGUAGGAAAGCUUUGGAAUCCAGACGAUGCUUUGUCUCCUUCCCCGCGUCCCAAUCAACCAUCCAGGCCAUCAAGAAAUAUUAGUCAGCCUAAGGGUCGAACAGACAUUGCUGAAGAUGAUAUUGAAUCUACUAAGCUCAUUAAACAGCCUGAGACCCGGCCCAUCAGCCAGGAACAAUUGAUCGCUGAGGUCAAAGGUAUUUAUGCGGGACUCGUCAUGGUCGAGUCGAAGUGCAUUGAAGUGGAUAAUGCUCAAUCGACGCAAAAUGAUACUCAAUUAAACAAUGAGCAAUGGCAGGCUUUGAUAGCGCUACACAGAACGCUUUUACAUGAGCACCACGACUUUUUCUUGGCUUCUCAACAUCCUUCAGCCAGUCCGGCUCUUCGACGGUUAGCAUCUAAGUAUGCUAUGCCAGCGAGAAUGUGGCGUCACGGCAUCCACUCCUUCCUCGAACUAUUACGACACCGGCUGCCACAUUCUCUUGAGCAUAUGUUAACAUUUAUUUACCUGGCUUAUUCUAUGAUGGCUCUGCUGUAUGAGACUGUUCCAGCUUUUGAGGAUACUUGGAUUGAAUGUUUAGGAGAUUUGGGGAGGUAUAGAAUGGCUAUUGAGGACGAUGAUAUUCGCGACAGAGAGGUUUGGACGUCUGUUUCUCGACAUUGGUACUCGAAAGCGUCUGAUAAGGCACCGACUACGGGGCGGCUAUAUCACCACCUUGCGAUCCUUGCACGGCCUAACCCCCUACAGCAGCUCUAUUACUACACCAAGUCUCUUUGCGUUCCUAUCCCCUUUCCCUCGGCUCGGGAGUCAAUUAUGACUUUGUUUGACCCCAUUCUUGACCGGACGAGCCCCCAGCAUUCGAGACUGAACCCAAUCGAUGUGGCCUUCGUCAAAGCACACGCAAUCCUAUUCAGCAACAAGUCUCCUGAAGAUUUCAUCCCCACACUCAAUAAGUUUUGCAGCUCGCUAGAUAACCACAUUGGCAGAAUUACUAGGAAAUGGAUGGAAGCAGGGUACUACAUAGCUAUCUCUAACUGCUGCGGUCUCCUAUCUUACGGCCAGGAUGACAACGUCAUUUUAAAAGCACUCCGCCCAAAGCACACGGAAGAAUCGGCUGAGUCGGACCCGAGCUUGGAAAAGGCUAUCUCCGAGUACAAGCCGAGCAGGACAGAAGAUGGCGCCCUGAUGCUCUUUGAGGGUACCUGCGAUGUCGUCUUACGUAGGCUCGGCGACCUUAAUACCCUCCCGUUUUUACACGUGGUUUUGGUCUUUAUAUUUCAUCUCACCCACUUUCCUGGUGCGAUGCCCUACAUCGAGAAGAGAUUCCCUUGGAAACUCGUUUCUCUUCAGCUGAACUCGCUUCUUCUCUCUUACCGGGAACAUCAUAGAAUCCAGGAUGAGCAGUUUCCCAGGCCGGACAAGGAGUUUGCCCCCAGACCGUUGCCGGAAGACUUCGCUACGAAAGGUCUCGUCUGGGUAGACAAGUACUUCCCCAACGAUUGGUUUUCUAAUGAUAAAAUCGAUGACGAUGAGAAGUAUUUUGAAGUAGCGUCUAUGACGGAUGACCGCAAAGAAAGGAUUCUCUGGCUUGGGUGCCGCAUUGCUAAGUUCGAGAAAUGGCUUACCUACGAUGACAAUUUGCAUCAAUUUGGCGUCGUGUCUUCCUACGAGAAGGAGAUAGAUAACGUUGCCAGGGACACUGAUAUGAUGACCGUUUCUGAGACUGCUGAAUCAGCUUCGCGCGGCUCUACGUUUGAUUCCGUAACCACCAUGGGAAUCGCGGCAUCGGAGAAGGACGAUGAGGAUAUGGUAGAUGUCGACGAGGCCAUGGCUUAUAAGCCCAUCAUUCGCCAAUAGCAAUACAUCACAUUGGGCCACCAGAGGUGGCCCGACACAGCAAAGGAUCUUAUUGACUUCAGUGCGUGGCUGGACUUGAUGCUAUGUGAUGUUAUUAUGAGGCGUGUCAUGGGCUGGAGUUUCCCUAGGACUAUUGAGCAAAGUGGUUAUUUCAUUUAUAUUCACAGACAUAUCUCCAUCUUUUUACAGUUAAAUUUUCUUCUAUGUAUUGGUAUUUUUUCUUCUGGGGCGUUGACACGUUCAUUCUUCAUUCCAUUCUCAACUACCAUAUUCUCAAUUCUACCCAGGUACCCAACGAAAAGGUU
Messenger RNA from Annulohypoxylon truncatum, 3171 nucleotides. RefSeq lists its product as uncharacterized. Gene Ontology annotation, molecular function: protein binding; telomeric repeat DNA binding; telomerase RNA binding. NCBI's taxonomy places the organism in Eukaryota, Fungi, Ascomycota, Sordariomycetes, Xylariales, Hypoxylaceae. The transcript has 5 exons. Gene Ontology annotation, cellular component: telomerase holoenzyme complex. Gene Ontology annotation, biological process: nuclear-transcribed mRNA catabolic process, nonsense-mediated decay. The coding region runs from base 635 to 2866 and encodes 743 amino acids. The record is from RefSeq and is a predicted model, not a curated record.